Sinocyclocheilus grahami is the source of this 3307-nucleotide messenger RNA. Its product is annotated as R3H domain-containing protein 1-like. The record is from RefSeq and is a predicted model, not a curated record. The transcript is spliced from 26 exons. NCBI's taxonomy places the organism in Eukaryota, Metazoa, Chordata, Actinopteri, Cypriniformes, Cyprinidae. Gene Ontology annotation, molecular function: nucleic acid binding. The coding region runs from base 488 to 3307 and encodes 939 amino acids.
CCCUCAGGGCGCUCUGAUUGGCCAGGGGAGGGAUGACAUCACAAAGGCCAGCUGUUGAUUUGGCGGAGAGUGUGUGUGUGCAUGAGAGAGAGAGAGAGAGGAGAAUCAGGAAGGAUUGCGGCAGCGAUGGCUUUGGGCAUGUACGCGAACGCUCCGUGCUCAGACGGAGGAGAGCAGAGCUGCACUGAGCGCGCUCCAUUUGAUGGCACUCAGGCUGCCAUGGAAACUAAUGAUGUGAGCCGAGCAGCGGAUCAUGAACGCCAGGCAGGUGUCCGAGGGUGAUGCGGAGCGUGUGUGUGAGCCGUGGUUUGGCGACCCGACCAGAGCGCUUUUGACGGGGGUCAUGGGACUGCUGCUGCCCCCUGUCCGUCUCUCAGUCCGCCCUGCUGCCUCCAGAGGCCCCAGGGUCCUACGCUCCCUAAGGUUCCAGCCCAGUCCUGAAAACAGCACAGCCAGGUGGUGAUUUUCGGUCUUGCUUCUGAGGAUAAUGUCUGAAUCUUCUCUGGACACCAGAAGUUGUGACGUUAUGAAGGUUCUGGAGAGUGACGGGCCGCACGUGGCCGAACCGCCCGCGACCCUCAGCGACCCCCAACACGCGCCCCAGAACAACGGCACACAUGCCCAGGAGUGUGUGACAGACCAAAGUUCCUCCCAUCAAACUCAGCUCGUCCAAUCAGCACAGACUAUUAAACGGUCCAAGUCCAACGGCAAGUUAAAGUUAGUCCGCAGCUUGGCGGUGUGUGAGGAGCCGUCUCCGCCUCCGCCUCCGCUCCGAGAACUGACGCAUGAACAGGAAAAGAUUCAUAUCGAGCUCAGUCAGUCUUUCGAAAAAGACGAAACGUCCAUCAAAAAUGAGGACAGUGAGAAAAUCUCAGAAAAGCCAGAGAAAACAGACCCACUGUCCAAGAAGACACUCUCAAGAGAUCCCAGUCAGGACUACACCGACUCCACAGGAGUAAACCUCCACGAGUUUCUGGUCAACACACUGAAGAACAACCCCCGAGACAGAAUGAUGCUGCUGAAACUCGAGCAAGAUAUUCUGGACUUCAUUAGCAACAUCGAAAGUCAGAAGCGGAAGUUCCCCCCGAUGACAUCAUACCACAGGAUGCUCCUUCACAGGGUGGCGGCGUAUUUUGGGCUGGACCAUAAUGUCGAUCAGACCGGGAAAUCAGUCAUUAUCAACAAAACCAGCAAUACUAGAAUACCAGAUCAGAAGUUUUCUGAACACAUUAAAGAUGAUAAAACAGAUGAUUUCCAAAAGAGGUACAUCUUAAAGAGAGAUAACUCCAGCCUGGACCAGGAUGAUGGCAGGCUGCGGAUGCGUCUUAAGGACGACAGACGGAGUAAGUCUAUAGAGGAGCGAGAGGAGGAGUACCAGCGUGCCAGAGACAGGAUCUUCGCCCAAGACGGACAAGAACAUUUCCCGUUUGAUAAAAGAAUCCAAGAGGACGAGACUUUCAUUAACACUCAGCAAAGACGACAGAUAUUCAGAUUGAGAGACGGGCACUCGGGAAACAGUCGUCAGAGCAGCUCUGAGAACGAGCUGAAGUAUUCGGACCCUCGGCCCUGGAGCAGCACAGAUUCAGACAGCUCCCACAGGAACCUGAAGCCCGCCAUGACCAAAGCCAGCAGCUUCAGCGGCAUCAGCCUGCUGAUCCGAGGAGACAGUACAGCCAGCAGCAAGAGCACCGGGAAACUGUCUAAAACCAGUUCAGACUCUUCUAGUAGCGUAGGUUCCUCUUCCGGGUCGCUCUCUCGGCCGUCUCAGCUGCCGUUACCCACCCCCGUUCUACCCCAGCCCAGUCGGGGCUUCACCGUGGCCCCCGCGGCCCCUCUUCCGGCCCCAGCCCCUCAGAGCACGACUACUAACGCUAACAUUAAUACUAACGCUAGCUUCUACAUCGUUCCUGUGGACAGCACCGCCAUCCCCCCGGGCAGCAUGCUGCUCAAUCCACAGACAGGUCAGCCUUUUGUGAACCCCGAUGGCAGUCCGGUGGUUUACAACCCCACCAUGACAUCACUGCAGGGGCGGGGCCAGCAGCACAUGACUCUACAUCCGCCCCCUCCUCCUCCGCCUCUUCCUCCUCCCCCUCAACCUCAGCCAGCCAAUCACCUUCUAGCACAGUCGUCUGCUCAGCCUGUGCAGUUUGCUGCGGUCUCUUGUGCUCCUCUGCUGCCUGGUGCUUUCACUCAACAAUACACUGUGCAACAGGACGGUUUAAGUGCUCAGUUCAGCCAGAUGAAUCUCAUUCGGCAGCCUUCGGGUGACGCUCCGGACCCCCACACGGGCCUCUACCCACAAUCCCUGCUGCUCCAGAACCCUCCACCCACCGGCUACAUGCUUUCAUCGCCGGGACAGCCCAUGAGCGGUCACGCUUACCCCCAUCCCACAGCCAUCAAUCAAGCGGUCCUGCAGCCGCACGGAUACGUCCAGCAGCCCGUGCAGCAGGUGUCGGCGUGUUACUGCGCCCCAGGACAGUAUUCACACUCCACCCAACACUACAGAGCAGUGACGCCGGUACACUACAGCGCCCCCCAGAGUCAGACACUGCCACCGCAACAGACAGGUUUCCAGACGGUCAUGCCCGCUCAACCCCCCAGUUACCAGGGCAUGAUGGGAAUUCAGCAGACUCAGAACCAAUCGCUGAUCGGCUCUCAGGGCGGAAUGGCCAAUCAGAUUCAGAGCGUGAUGGUGCAGUAUCCCACAAUGCCUCCGUAUCAGGUGUCUGUGCAGCAGGGUUCUCAGAGUGUUCCUCAGGCAGCCUAUCAGCAACAGAUCGUGCUGCAGGGACAGACCAAUCAGGCGCCAGCGCCCUCCGCCAGCAUGCAGGUGUAUUACAGCAUGAUGCCGCCAACGCAACACUCUAGCACCAGCUCGACAGUUGGUUUCCUCCCUCCGCUGGGUUCAGAGCAGAUGCAGUUUCCCCGACCGCCCUCCCCCUGCGGUUCUCAGCCAAUCACAGGCCAGCAGUGCACAGCUGUGCCUCCGCCGCCCCCUGCUGGUGGAGUGGUGAUGAUGCAGUUGAGAGUUCCUCCCAGCCAGCAGCCCAGAGCCCCGUCCCCACCGCACUGGAAACCCACCCGUUACUACAAACACUGCGACCUGCUGCCACAGGACACCACACGGAAUAAUCCACAGCAGCUGCUAAGCCCCUCCCCCUCUCCGGCUCAAUCGCCUGCUCCCGCCCAUCUGGCCAAUAUGAAGGGGCCUCGUCCUGGCCACGCCCCCUUUCCCAUCAUGCCUCAGUUGUCCCGCCCGUACGCUCCAGGCCAAGGUGAGCCAGGGAUAAAAUGGCCUCAACUCUAA